AUGGGAUAUAGCCAUUUUUUGGUUGAGAUGAAGAAUAAUAGUUUGAACUUAUUACUGUUGUGCAUAAUAUGUUAUCUAUUAUUAUUUUAUCGAGGGCCGUUUAAGAACGAAGUUGAGGGUGUGCAGCAACCUUUAGAAGGCAAGCCGGAUGCAAGAUAUUUGUUUGUAAACACUUCGCAAUGCCAGAUGAUUGCCAUGGAUGCCCUGUCGCCCAUGGCGCAACACUAUAUGACACCCAUGCCCAUUUAUUGGUGCUACAUGAUCAAAUUGAUGGAGGCCAAGACAAUUGGGGGACGAAAUUACCUACAGUUGGUCGCUGGUGCAAAAGAACUUUGGGAGAAGCUAGGAGUUCGGAGGUUAAGCGAAAUCUCCUGUGCCUACAAUCGCUUCGAGCGAUCAAACGACUAUCUCAACAAGUACUUGGAAUCGAAAGUCUUUCGCUUUAGUCGGUGGAGUAAUUUCACCGAGGUUAAAUCGGGCAAUAUAACACUGCGUGUCUGGUGCUGGAUGGACUUUGGUCGUCUGGUAUAUCACGAUGUCCUGUUGUUCCUGCCAUUGCCAGAGGACCAGAUAAGAAAAGCCCCCAGCCCCGAAGAGCCUGUGAAACGACUUUCCGUUUUGAUCCUAGGCAUUGAUUCUAUUUCGCACAUGCACUACCUUCGUUAUUUCAGUCGAGUAAUGGACUUCCUGGAUCGUCUGCCGCACGUAGAGUUCUGGGGCUACAAUCGGAUUGGCCGAAACUCCUAUCCCAAUCUGUUACCUCUACUAAGUGGUCAGAGUGUGGAUGAGGUGGAAUCACGAAGGGGUUGCUUUGGGGCAAACCAUAAGAUUAGCUUCGACCGAUGCCACCUCCUGUGGAAAGACUUCAAGAAGGCUGGUUAUGCCACCAUUUUUGGGGAGGAUUCUCGUGUGGGUGCCACCUUUAAUUACGCAAGACCCGGUUUUAGGCGCCAGCCCACCGACUUUUAUUUGAGAAGCGUAAUGAACGAGAUCCACACGUGGACCAAAUAUUUCGCCAGAGGUCCUAAGGAAAUAACCUGCAGUGCCGAUCGAGUGUAUCAUCAUGUUCUAUACGACUUUAUCUACCGCUUGUUGCCCCAUAUGCAGGCAAGAUGUUUCGAUCGGGGAUUCUUUGCCUUUUUCUGGCAAACAAUGGGUGUCCACGACUAUUUUCAGUACGCCGAACAGACAGAUUUGCAAUACUAUUUGAUCCUACGUGCCAUGCAAAGACGAAAUAUCCUGGAAAGAACCUUAGUUCUGAUUUUAUCCGAUCAUGGUCUGCGUUAUGGUCCUUUUGUGAAUUCAUUUCAAGGAAUGAGGGAAACCUCACUGCCAACAUUGGUGGCCAUAUAUCCACGAUGGCUGGCUAAAAGGUUUCCCCUGGCUGUAGAAAAUCUUCGAGCCAACGCCCAUCGGCUGGUGACCGCCUAUGAUAUUCACGAGACUCUUAAGGAUGUGGUGAAUCUGGAGAACCUAAGCGAUGAGCGAAUUAGGAACCGAACCUUGCGAUUGCGAAAUGAAUACAAUGUCUCCUUAUUCCUGCCCAUUCCCGAGGAGCGGAACUGCUUUUCCGCCCGAAUUCCACUGCACUACUGCGAGUGCGAUGGAUUCAUCAAGAUACCUUGGAUUGCGAAGAGAGUCCAAAAGAUUGCCAAGUUCGCCGUGGAGAGCAUCAAUAAGAUGCUACUUCCCUAUAAACAGUGUCAUCAGUUGGAACUUCUCAGAGUAGAGGACGCCUAUCUUAGGAAAAUGGAGAGGAUCAGCGAUGCCAUCAUCGUUCGUGUGGUGACCCAACCGGGAAAUGGACACUUCGAUGCUACAGUGCUUACCAAAAAUGAUAGUUCUCUACAGGGAGCUAUCACAAGAACCGAUCAAUAUAGGCAUCAGUCUUUCUGCGCCAGAGAAGAACCCAUCGAGAUCUACUGUUAUUGUUCUUAA
This is a messenger RNA of Drosophila suzukii, 1938 nucleotides long. RefSeq lists its product as uncharacterized. The record is from RefSeq and is a predicted model, not a curated record. Lineage: Eukaryota; Metazoa; Arthropoda; Insecta; Diptera; Drosophilidae.